GCAAUGUGCUUCUAGAAUUCCUUGGCACUUGUAUUUCCAUCUUCCAAUUUCAUCAUGCAGCUGCUAGCGUUUGUGUCCAUUAUUGCCUUUUCCAGUCUGGCCACUGCAGAUGUAGUUAUAGUACAGCAGUGUUCUGACGGUCCACUGCCAGCAUCGGUGGAUGUGAUCGGAUGUGCGGCAUCGCCGUGCGAAUUGCAGAAGGGAAAGGAUUCGACAGUGUUGGUCGACUUUAAGGCAGAUCGACAAUUGGUAUCACUUGUGCCAAAGAUACAAACAAUCUUUGCUGGAGCAACGAUACCUUUCGAGCUGCCGGAUGAUCAGAAAGAUGCAUGCAAGUCGCUCAUCGGAGGCAUGUGUCCUGUAUCCCAAGAUGAGGAUGUGACGUACCAGCUGCGCAUACCAGUGCUGGCAAGUUAUCCUUCCAUAACGUUGACGGUGGAACUGAAGCUAGUUGAUCAGGAUGAUACGGCUGUUACCUGCUUCCAGCUAGCAGCGAAGGUGGUCUAAAGUAUACACUGUCUGUUACAAUAAUGUUUUUGCGUGAAGUACGUAUACUCGGCGUUCUACAGUUAUUGAACAUUGAGCAAAAAAGUGUCAAAUCGUAUGGAAAAUGUUAAUCGAAAACAUUUCGCAUACGAUUUGACACUUUUUCUCUCAAUAUUCAAUAUCUGUAGAGCGCCGGGAUAGAAAAGAUGAAUAAAUCAAUUACUUUAGAACACUA
Anopheles funestus (African malaria mosquito) is the source of this 721-nucleotide messenger RNA. RefSeq names its product NPC intracellular cholesterol transporter 2-like. The record is from RefSeq and is a predicted model, not a curated record. Gene Ontology annotation, molecular function: sterol binding. Gene Ontology annotation, biological process: intracellular cholesterol transport. The coding region runs from base 55 to 507 and encodes 150 amino acids. The transcript is spliced from 2 exons. Lineage: Eukaryota; Metazoa; Arthropoda; Insecta; Diptera; Culicidae.